Messenger RNA from Pestalotiopsis fici W106-1, 2094 nucleotides. RefSeq lists its product as uncharacterized. The record is from RefSeq and is a predicted model, not a curated record. Gene Ontology annotation, biological process: mRNA processing. Gene Ontology annotation, cellular component: exon-exon junction complex. Gene Ontology annotation, molecular function: mRNA binding. The transcript has 2 exons. NCBI's taxonomy places the organism in Eukaryota, Fungi, Ascomycota, Sordariomycetes, Amphisphaeriales, Sporocadaceae. The coding region runs from base 1 to 2094 and encodes 697 amino acids.
AUGGCUGCCUCUCGUCGAAGAAAGAUUGUGUCUAGGCGACGGGCUGAUGAUGAGGGUGAUGACGAUUACGACAUCGAUGACGAUUCGCUGACCGAGGGCUCGGUAGUCUCGGAUGAUCACGACCUUGCCAACGAUAGCGAUACAAGCAAUGUUGAUGAGGCGUCACCCACUUCUCCUGCUGUGCGGAAGUCCCAAGCUCGCGCGGCAAACGGUCAUGCGGGAACGAAGAGCUCCAAAGGCUCUGGCAGCUCUGCAACACGAUCCGGAUCCAAGACAAGUCAGCCAGGCCAAACAGCCAUUUCAGACGCGGAAAGCAUGAUGAACGGGCUGUCCGUCUCGGACAAGACAGAGCAUGCCCAGGAGACGAUUUCUGGUGAUGUUGAAGGGACACAGCCUCCCAAGUCCACCGCCCCACUGGUUGUCAGCUCAAGUUCGGCCGCCAUGGACCAGUCACAGGAUCACACCCAAGACCGGCGGCGGAGAGAGCACGACGACUACAGAAAGAAACGAGACGAGGACCCGGCGUUUGUGCCGAACCGAGGGGCUUUCUUCAUGCACGACCAUCGACAUGCCGGUCCUGCUGCCAAUGGCUUCCGACCCUUUGGCAGAGGUGCUCGAGGCAGAGGUCGUGGCAUUGGGGGCCCCUUUGCUCCAACCAGCGGUCACCAACCCUACCCACCGGCCGAUCCUAUCAUCAGCACGCCGUGGGCCCAUGACAUGCAUGAAGCCGUUGCAGAGCCUACUCGUUCAGCCCGCCAGUCCGCACAAGGCGGCCCGGUCAUUACAGACAAUGGCCCACCUAAUGGGGAUGGCUACAUUCCAACGUGUGACAUGAGUGCGACCCCUAUCAACAGGACCUUGUCCACAGAGAAGCACAUUGGCAAUGUACAAAUUCGGGUCUAUUUUCCAUCUUUGAAUAAGCCUAUAUUAUUCUCAGCAAUCCCGGUCAAGCAGUAUACCAAGCUGCCAGAUCAUCGCCCACCCCUGCGCCGCGACAAACCUGUCCGCAUUUCGCUCCCCGACUAUCCUCCUCGGUAUAUCUUCCCAGCUACAGACCGUUCGUUCAUCUUCAUUCCGAGGGCACUGCGACCAAACAACCAACAGCGCAUGCGUGGCAAACCCAGAUCGGGAUUCGGAUCGAUGGGCGGAUUUUCGAGAAGGACUAGUGUCUAUGGCGGAAGCUACUACAACGGCAGUCAAUACUCUCCAAGUGUGGCACUUAGCAGGCGCUCAUCCAUUGCACCUGAGAUGGGCAGGGACUAUAUUGUCUCUCCCACUGGCUCGGCCAUCUCGCGUCCGCCCAUGGCAAUGGAUGCUUCACGACCUGUCGUAAGGCUACCUCCACGAGCAGAGCCGCAGGGGCUUGAUGCUAGCAUCCAUGCUCCAGCGCCAGCAGUCGGUCAGACCGCCAUAUACGAAGAUUUCCAGGUCCAUGGUAAACCAAUUCACCAGGAAAGUCAGCCGGCGUCAAUUCCUAUGCAUCAACCGCGACCUCAGAAAACCGUCUCACUUGAGAAUAUCGAAUCACCGACGAUGCUGCAAAACACGCAAUCCUUCCAGCAGGCUUUCCACCAUCAGGUCCCUGUUCAAGUUUCCAACGGCUUCAACGCUGAUCCUCACCCCCGCCAUGGCUCGUUUGCUAGACACACCACGGGCACUCCACUGUCUCAAAUACCGGAACGAGCAAUCCACGCUGCUCCAUUUCAACCUACACACUUCUCGCAGCAGCAAGCAUACUACCCGCCUUAUCAGAUGGUGCAGCCUCAACAGGGAUACUACUACCCCCCGCCAAACCCCUAUCCCGCAGCUGCCCCUGCCUACGUUCCUGGGCCUCAGCCGCCACAAGGCCCUGUUGAUCCCGCACAAGCGAAUGGGCAAGCUGGUAGCGCUCCAAACCUGGUGGCACAAGAAGUCAACGGCAUGGUGUAUUAUUAUGAUGCAUCGCAACUUCCCCAGGUGCCAAGUUAUCCCCCGUACACGGCCGCCCAGGGCUAUCCCGCGGCCAAUGGGGUCAUGAACGUCAAUGGAAUGGCAGCGUCCAGCCAAGACGGCUACUACUAUCCUCAGCCCGGCACCGUCUACUUUCCUCAAUAG